AAUAAAAAGGAAAGUGAAACACUAAGACUAACAGAAAGCGUUGACAGUUGACACUUAUAUUUACAAGGUUCUUACAUCUUAGGAGUUUGGUUCAUCAGAAUAAACCUGUGUUCUUCUUCUAUGGCAAACAAAUCUGUCAAGUACACUCUGGUUGAUGCGUUCACAGAGUCAGCAUUCAAGGGGAACCCUGCAGCUGUGUGUUUGUUAGAUGAAGAAGAAAGAGAAGACAAAUGGUUGCAAUCUGUGGCUGCAGAGUUCAAUAUUUCACAAACUGCUUUCUUGACUCAAAUACAUAGUAAUAAUCAUCAUAAUGGAUCAUAUUCUAUUCCUCGUUUUGCUCUCAGAUGGUUCACUCCUCUCAUUGAGGUCAAACUAUGUGGGCAUGCAACAUUAGCAGCAGCACAUACACUAUUUUCAUCUGGUUUGGUUGAUGGCAAUAAUAAUGUCAUUGAAUUUGUUACACUCUCUGGAAUAGUAACUGCCAAAAGAAUCCCAGCAAUCAAUGAUGAACAAGAAGGAAGCAAGGAUAGUUUCUAUGUUGAAUUGGAUUUCCCUGCUGACCCUAUCAAAGAAUCCAACUUUAAUGAGACUUCUCAAAUCUCUGAGGCAUUGAGUGGUGCUGAGAUCAUUCAUCUAAAGGGGACACAAAACUCAGAUGACCUGUUUGUUGUAGUGAAAUCUGGAGAAGCAGUGACAGAAGUAGAACCAAAACUUGAUGAAAUUGUAAAAUUUCCAGGAAGGGGACUAAUUGUUACAGCUGCUGCUCCUUCAGGCUCAGGAUUUGACUGCUACAGUCGUUUCUUCUGCCCGAAAUUCGGAAUCAAUGAGGAUCCUGUUUGUGUUACUGCACAUUGUGCCAUAGCAUCAUAUUGGAGCAAGAAGCUAGGCAAGUGUGAUUUAAAUGCUUAUCAGGCAUCAAGCAGAGGGGGUGUUUUAAAUAUUCAUUUUGAUGAGAAGAAGCAAAGAGUGCUUUUGCGUGGAAAGGCUGUUAUAGUGAUGGAAGGCUGUAUUCUGGUGUAACAUAAUUGCAUGUAUUUGGAUGAAGAAUGAUUUGUUAUUUCAAAAUUUGAAACUUAGUAUUUAUGUUGCAUCUUAAAAGAUCUUUAGGGAAAAAGUUUAAGUGGAGUUAGCUUGAAAGGCAGAGACCACGCCAAAAUUUAAAUAAAGGUGAUAAAAUGGAUGUUGACAUGAUGUUCCAAAAAAAUGUACACCUCUUUUAAUUGUUUUUGGAGUAAUUAUAUUUAGAACUUCUGAA
This is a messenger RNA of Arachis duranensis, 1255 nucleotides long. RefSeq lists its product as uncharacterized. The record is from RefSeq and is a predicted model, not a curated record. The coding region runs from base 121 to 1020 and encodes 299 amino acids. Gene Ontology annotation, biological process: biosynthetic process. Gene Ontology annotation, molecular function: isomerase activity. Lineage: Eukaryota; Viridiplantae; Streptophyta; Magnoliopsida; Fabales; Fabaceae. Gene Ontology annotation, cellular component: cytoplasm. The transcript has 6 exons.